UCUGCCAUUUCAAAAGGGAAAUUUAAGGCUGAAAAAUGUUAAAACAUUAAAAACAAAAUGUGUUCUUAAGACGUGAAUGAACAUUAACUACAAAAAGAACACGGAGGGCAACAAACUAGCAGUCUGGUUAAAAUAAUUACUUAAAAGCUAUCAGGGCAUGUUUCCACAAUACUUUAAUCAGGUUAAUAACUAAAUCUUGAAUUAAUAAGUUUAAAGUUCAUAACGAGUUUCUUUCUUUCCUUUCUAAGAGUCCGGUGCGUGUGAGUUAGUGUAUUCCCUGGUCAUGUGUUAUAUUUCUUUCCAUUCUUACACCUCAAAAUCAACUAUGAUUAUCUAAUUGUCUGGUUAGGAUUUCAGUUCUGAGAUGUUUAUUCAUAUCACUAAAAUGCUAUGCAACAGUGGGUGAAUGUGGGGAAAUUGUGGGUUUUCUAUGUCAAAGUACAUUUUAAUAAGCAAUGGUUUAAUUUGAUCAUUUAAGAAUGUUAAGGUUUAAGUUAAUAAAGAAAAAAAGGGGGAAGUCGUCUAGGCAAGACUCCACCUACCUGGAAGAUGAUUGGGUUUUUAGAAAUUAUACUUGCAGUUAGGAAACCUAUCACAAGUUAGGGCCAAUACGUCACGAAGGGAACGUGUUUUCCAAUAAAGGGGGAUGUUAGUUCAUUCAGUAGGUAGUUCGUGGUUCGCAGUUCGGAGUUCGUGCGCUUUUUAGGUUUAGUUAAGUUCAAUUUUUUUUAAGUAAUUUUAACUUAGAGUUUUAGUUAGAAUUUUGUACUCUCUCUUUUGUUUUACUAUCUCUUAGAUUCAGCUUAGUGAUUCUUAAGUUCGUGAGUCAUAGAUCCUAGCUCUAGCUGCGCUUGCAGCGCACCCGCACUGACUAACACAAGUCCAGCGAUUAUCAACAGAAUUAGAGAAUUAGGUGCUUCCAGCUAUUGAACCACCUUAGCGCUACGGAGCUGCCUAUAGUUCACCGCUCAUACUUAGCGUUAUACAUCGCUCGCCCGACCAGACCCAGACGCGAAGAGAACCCUUGAUCAAUCAGCUGUCCGGAGCGAGGCUCCCGCUUGCCGUUGGAACCGAAGCCCUGCUUGCACCGUGAAGUCCACCUGAAGAACCCGCUUGGCCACCUGGAUCGAGCUACCCUUCCUGGCGGUCGACACCGACGGUUCCCUUCGCGGCAGAGACGACACCGGUUGCCCGAGGCCGGUCAACGCAAAGAAGAUGAGGACUCUCCUGCUCCUGACGCUCGUGCUGGGGACGAUCGUCGCGGCCCCUGAUGUGAUCUCCCCCGGACCUACCUCAGGAGUAGUUCUUAGGGAUAAUUCGGGACUACUAAUCACAAACUGCCGGUUACAUACCCAAAGGGUGUUUGUACGACUGAACCCGGAGGAAGUAUGUAAAAAGAACUUCCCUGAUUGGUCCCGCCAAGUGGGGUGGGCUGGGCAUUGGUGGGUACGAGAGGCAGUAAGCCAUGCCGAACGAGACACCACCCACAUGCUACAACAGCUGCAAAAAUUUGCGGUCACACAGUCUGAACUGAAUGGGGCUCAAAAGAGAUCCAAACGGUUUCUUGCAGGUUUAUUAACUGCUGCCGCCGCUGUAGGCUCACUCCUUGGCGUCGGCACAUCCGCUGUUAAUGCCGUGGGCCUAGCCACGGUCCGCCGUAAUGUAGGGGAACUACAGGCAGAACUACCACACAUCAAGGACCAAAUAGACACCCAACAGAGACAGCUACAGGCAAUUGGACAAACUUUACAGGGUACCAUUGUGGUCCUCAAUACCCACACGGUAGCUUUAAACAAAACUCUGCAAACGAUCACCUCCCUGACCCGGGCAAUCCAGACAGAUAUGGCUCACAUCCAAGUGAUUAACAUGCUUUUGAAUGACAUGCUACAGGAAGUGGGAUCCUCAGUAGACAGUCUAGCUAUGGGCAAGAUACCAGCUUAUCUGGUGCCUUUAACCCUGGUACAGGAAAUCCUCAGUCGGGCUACCCGAGAGGAAGUUACUGAUCUCCAAGCACAUUUAGCCUAUACACUCGGAAGUGCAGUACCUCUUUAUGUCAAUCCAGAAAAUAGAGAAGUAGCUUUUCUGGUCAACUUACCUAUAAUAGCUGCGGAAAACAUUUAUCGCUUAAAGGAAGUGGUAAAUGUUGGGUUUUGGCAAAAAGAAGCACACAUCAAAAUUCAGACUCCGACCUUGGUAGCUUACCAAGACAGCAAUCCUGGACUUUAUCUGGCCCCAAAUUUGCGCAUGUGUACCCUGUCCAAGGAUAUACACUAUCUCUGUCCCAGUAAACCGUUCACUCGAGAGGGUGCCGGCAAUCUUUGUGGCCUUAAGCCCAUGCUCACUAAGGACCAGUGUCCUGCCACUGUCACUCAUAGGUACCAACAGGUCGAGACUCAGGUUGAAAUCGUAGGGAGCCGGUGGCUGGUAAAUACUGCGGCACGGGAAGCUGUGUUGUCCUAUGACCAGCAUGAUAUCGAUGAACGUAUUCCCCUUCCGGAACAAACAUUUUGGGUAGACGUACCACCUGGGGCUACUCUGCAUGUUGGGGAAUGGUCCCUGUACCACUUAGUACCUGAUCAAUAUGAGAGUGAAAUUGAGGUGUCUGAUUUCUUUACUACCCACUCCUUAGAACUCAGCCCUGACACCCUUGGUCGGAUACAGUAUGAGGGUCCCCAGUCUAUCGAUUUGACCCCCAUCAAUAAUGUCUUAAAAGAGAUCGAGUCGCGUCCCACAUGGACAGUCCAACCUGUAAGAUACUCCUGGUCAUUGCCCGAUACCUUGUUAGCUGCGCUGGUAUGUCUGGGGUAUGUAGCAACCUUUGGUAUAACGUGUUUUUAUCGUAGGAAGACCGUGAAGCUACAGAGACAAAUGGAUUCAUGGUCGGGUAAGGUGGUUAGAUUUGUGAGACGUAGAAGGGGGGGUCAAGAAGUGUCAGUGGAAACUCAGGAGGACGCAACUGAUGAACCUAUGCAGGUAGCUGCAGUAAGGGAAGUGGUUUAGCUCUGGUUUGGAUAAUGUAAUGCAGCCUGUUGUGUACUGACCAGCAAAUGCCACCAGUAAGAGUUGAGAUACCCAGUAACCUCUUUUGUCCACAGCUAUCUACGUCAUCUCAUCGACUGAUAACCUGGAUCUCUGCUGAUUAUCACCCGAUGGGGGGGGAUAUGUAGCAGAUAGCCUGAUAUCUCAUUGUGAAAUCACACUCUGUUCCCUUAAAUCCACUUAAGAAAUUCCACUGGAGAGCAGAGGGGGAUCUCCCCAACCUUGAAUGAUAACACUUUAACGACUUUUACGACCAUUUGCUGGAAACAUCUGUCUCGCUAAAAGCAUCUGAACAAAGACCCAUAAACUUUGGGGAUUAACAUGUCACCUGCUGAUCCGCUAUCUUCGGAGCACACCUCUUAAACAGUCACAACUAAUUUUCACACACACACACACGCAGUUUGACCCUUUAACUGGUCAAGGACCCGUGGACCAUUUAACAAGACAAUACUGCCACCCGCAGGAGAAGAAAGGAACUUUUCU
Astyanax mexicanus (Mexican tetra) is the source of this 3522-nucleotide messenger RNA. RefSeq lists its product as uncharacterized. Bases 1216 to 3000 code for a protein of 594 amino acids. The transcript has 2 exons. The record is from RefSeq and is a predicted model, not a curated record. Lineage: Eukaryota; Metazoa; Chordata; Actinopteri; Characiformes; Acestrorhamphidae.